CUUUCGCAAACUUUGAUCCAACAUAGUUGAAGUUGUGGAGAGACACACAUUGAAGCGAAAUUUUAAUUCCAUUUGUCCAUAAAUUUCAUAAACAUGCUGAAAUUGUUCUUUAUUUUCGGAAUUGUCGGAUUCGGAUUCGUCGAGUCGCAAUACAAUACUGGCCCACCAACUAACAACAACCCUUGUGCGCAGCACCAAUGUCCACCCAACUUUCGUUGCCAGAUUCAGCAAGUGCAGUGCUUCAACCCCCCUUGUAACAGCAUCGCGACCUGCCAACCAAUUCAGAAUCAGCCCUCACAACCAUCGUGUGCCAGUGUGUCUUGUCGACGAGGAAGCCGUUGCGUCCUUCAACCCGUCCGAUGUUUCCGAGGACCCUGCUACCCGGUUCCCCGAUGCGUAUUUCGUCGAGGUGGAGGGGGAUUCAAUGGAGGAGGAGGAUACUAAUUUUAAAUAAGAUACGGCAGCAACUUUCUCACUAAUAAUAAUAAUUUUGGUGCAUACAUAUGUUCAUUUUAUUACAUUUUCUACCUACACUACAAAUAUGGAAUACAAUAAUGUUGCAAAAAUGAAAGCAAAUGUCCCAGAAUAAACUUUCCAUGAAUCAG
Messenger RNA from Folsomia candida, 605 nucleotides. RefSeq lists its product as uncharacterized. Bases 94 to 444 code for a protein of 116 amino acids. The record is from RefSeq and is a predicted model, not a curated record. Lineage: Eukaryota; Metazoa; Arthropoda; Collembola; Entomobryomorpha; Isotomidae. The transcript is spliced from 3 exons.